AUGUGUGUAGUUUCAAUUUGAUUGAGAGACAUCAGGGUUGCUAAACAAAACAGAACCGGUCAACCCUUGCCAUGGGGAAAAUCAUUUCACUCAGCGCAGUAAUCCUCGGCUGCAUCCUACUAGCACGCGCGGAACCUGCAGCCACCACCUAUACUCUUAAUGCAGACAACAAUGGGUACGAGUACAACAGCAACCUCCUCAAUGGAGCCUACAUGGCAAGCAAAGAGGGUCACAGAGAAAACGUGGACUACUACACAGGGGGGAGUAAUGGACAAUCGUUGACCACUAGCAGGAACCAAGGAAAUCUCGAAGAAAGUUUAAGAAGCAGUUCUUACAACGCAUUUUCUCCAAGCUCCCAUAACGCUGGCUAUUCAGAGUACUCGAGUAACGCGCGCGAUAGUCUUGCUAGCAGCCCCUACCUCGUGAGCAAUCCGGCACAGUCCACUUUCGAGACUUAUACAAGUAGCAGCGGUAACGGUGAUUCCACUUUUGAGACUUACACUCAGGGCACCGAUCAAGCGGGUUCUGACUACGCUCAAUUCGCCAGUAAACCAAAGACUUCUGCCUACAUGAGAUUCGGUGAUAAUCUUUCCGGUGCUUCUAGUACAGCAGCGUACUCUGAAUUAGGUGCUGAAGCUCCGUCCUUUAAGGAGUACUCUGGCGAUGCCUUCAGAGGUCAUACAUCGCAAAGAGAAUACAUGGAUGGUGAUCAAGUCUUUAGUAGAGAGCCUUCAAAUUCAUUCCGUGGUUCUACUGACUAUCCCUAUGGCAAACAGAAGGAUAGUAUGUUCGGAAUAGGCGGAGGUAGUAAGUUCAUGAAUGAUAUGCAUCCGUUUCACUCUGAAACGCGAUAUGUGAGAGGAAACCAUGGGGCCAUGGGAUCACAUGUAUAUCUGUCAAGCUCUCCAAGUAGCCCCUUCACGAGAGGUAGCGCUGGUCCUUAUAGUUCAGGAAAAUACAGUAAAUACAAUAAGUAUAUGGGCGAAUACACUCCUAGUGGAAGUUUAAAUUAUCUUUCCAAAGAGCCAGAUGUUGAUUAUCUGCUUGGCAAUUAUGGUAAAGGUGGUGGGAAAUUGGUACCGUUUAAAGAAACCAGACCAAGUUACGGUAGUCAAGCGUAUCUUCCAGGACCUUCGUAUCUCAGUAAAAUUAUUGGAAAUUAUAAAAGUAAACCGAGUUUUAUGAGCUACUCCAGUGGCUCUCCUGCUGGUUAUUCUCCAAUGUCAAAUUUACACAGUAGUUUAGGUGGUAGUAGCUAUGCUGAUAGUCCUUUGUUAAGGAGGUACCGGAGUAGUAACUAUGUAGUACCUGCACAUACUAGCCCAUAUGUUGGUUAUUAUUAAUAUUUUACGUGAGAUGAGUGCGAUGAUGAGACAUUUGUUACGUUUUGUAUAUAUUUAUUGUAUGAAAUAUUUAAAAUUAAUUGAAGACA
Messenger RNA from Megachile rotundata (alfalfa leafcutting bee), 1432 nucleotides. RefSeq lists its product as uncharacterized. Lineage: Eukaryota; Metazoa; Arthropoda; Insecta; Hymenoptera; Megachilidae. The record is from RefSeq and is a predicted model, not a curated record.